Molecule: messenger RNA, 436 nt
Organism: Anopheles maculipalpis
Lineage: Eukaryota; Metazoa; Arthropoda; Insecta; Diptera; Culicidae
Gene: mRpL27
Product: 39S ribosomal protein L27, mitochondrial
Exons: 3
Coding region: 17-436 (139 amino acids)
Biological process (GO): translation
Cellular component (GO): ribosome; mitochondrial large ribosomal subunit
Molecular function (GO): structural constituent of ribosome
Source: RefSeq, a predicted model, not a curated record
UUUGUGUGGAUUUAAGAUGAAUUCCAGCAUUCUUACCCGACUGCACCAAGGACUAGUUCCAUUGAUGACAUCCAUCAGAAAUGCAUCCAAGAAAACAGGCGGUAGCUCGAGGAAUCCUCCCAAACAUCCGCGCCCGAAACAUCGUGGGUGGAAGGUGCAGGACGGUCAUCACGUAUCGGCUGGAACUAUUUUAGUAACGCAACGCACAACCCGUUUUCAUCCCGGACUGAACGUUGGUUUCGGCAAAAAUGGUACACUAUUUGCAAUGGAACACGGGAAGGUAUAUGUGACCUGUGAAAAGAUCGACCCGAACUGGGAUCACACGUGGAUCCAACGAUGCUAUGCCGGGCGGGAAGGACAAACGAUUUACAAAAAGUUUUUCAAUGUAGUGCCCGAACCGCAACAUCAACGGUUUAAACUAAUAGAUGAAGUGUAG